Molecule: messenger RNA, 573 nt
Organism: Truncatella angustata
Lineage: Eukaryota; Fungi; Ascomycota; Sordariomycetes; Amphisphaeriales; Sporocadaceae
Exons: 2
Coding region: 1-573 (190 amino acids)
Source: RefSeq, a predicted model, not a curated record
AUGGCCCGAGGGGAGAGCCAAGAGAAGUUGCACCCACAGAACUAUCAGACUGCCUCUACAACACAAAACAACACCGUUGAAGGCCAGAGCGCGCCGAGGGAGCAGAUGGAACCACUGACCGCGAACGACAGAGCAAUCAGAGAUGCCUUAUAUGUACAAGAGCCUGCCACUAGCACUCGGAUGAGUUCCGUGGUUGUGCUUCCCACAUCUCCAUCAAGCCAACCCAGCUUAACACCAACCCUUGGAAGCAGCACCCCAGGAGUAAGCAUGACAACAAGCUCGCUGCUCCUAACGUUCCGUGACCGCCCUUACAUAACUCGCGAGGCUACUCUCAGGGAAUAUUGUCGUGAUUGGUACCAGACUCCGCCGACUCCGCAGACCCAAACAGUGAUGGCGACAUAUCGUGAACGACCAAUGAUUGAGGAGCCGUUUCAAAAUGUUGGAGAUCUCCAAUCGGGACCAAGCACCCAACAACAGUCGGCGACGAAUGGAAAAAGUUACAGUACUGAUGGAUCCGAAAUAAAGAGCGGUGUUCCGAGUAGCACGGGUGCUUAUGGGUGCCGCACGCCAUAA